AACGAGCUGCUGCUCUUCGUCCCCGUCCUAUCACUCUCUCUGUGGUUACUGUGAGGGCUCGGCUGCACUCGCUGGAUAGAGAAGCCGUGUUGAGCAGCAAGUGACGGAUGAAGAAUCGAGGGCAUUUGGAGACGAAGCUUGUGGGAGAAGAACCAGCUUAUCAGAGUAGUACGUACUCUAGUACCGUGGCAGAACAUGGUGUAAAGUUAAUCAAGACUGCAAGCCAAGAAAUAGGGGAGGCAACUGUGCAUCCGAAAGAAUUGGUUCAUGAUUGGCCUACCAAGGAGCUCUCCAUUAAAUCCGAAAUUCAAGGAAACAAUUAUUUCGCUCCAGGGAGGGAACAUAGCUGUUCCAUCUGCUUACUUGGGGGGAGUUGUCCAACAGUUCGUUCCAAAACUAAGUUGAUGGGAACACUCAUAGAAAAAAAACAUCCACAAGAAGCCGAAUCUGUCUUUCAUGGCUUAGUAGAAGAGCAUAAGCCUUCUUUAGUAACAUAUACAACUCUACUAACUGCUUUGACUGAUCAGAAGAAGUUUGAUUUCAUUACAUCAUUAAUUUCUGAUGUGGAAAAGAACAAUCUGAAGCCUGAUUCUAUAUUUUUUAAUGCUGUAAUUAACGCCUUUUCUGAAGCUGGAAAGGUUGAUGAAGCCUUAAAAACCUUUCAGCAGAUGAAAAUAAGUGGUUGUAAAUUGACUACAAGUACCUUCAACACCCUCAUUAAAGGUUACGGUAUCGCCCAUAGGCCUGAAGAAUCACAAAAACUUUUAAAUAUGAUGUUAUCUGAACCAGAAGCGAGCCCAAAUCGGAAAACAUACAAUAUACUAGUCAAAGUUUGGUGUGACCAUGGGAACCUGAGCGAAGCUUGGAAUGUUGUGCGCAAGAUGUCUGCUUCUAGCAUAGAACCCGAUGUUGUCACCUACAACACCUUAGCAAGAGCUUAUGCCAAAAAUGGAGAAACAAACAGAGCCGGGGAGAUUUUCAUGGAAUUGGCGAACAAUAUUUGUCCCAAUGAACGCUCACUCGCUAUUAUUGUUGGCGGCUACUGCAAGGAAGGGAAUAUGAAAGAUGCGCUGCGGUGUCUGCACGAAAUGAAGUGUAUUGGAGUUCACCCAAAUGUUAUUGUCUUCAACACUUUGAUUAAAUGUCUCAUGGAUGCAGAAAAUAUGGCAGGUCUUCAUGAAGUCCUAACGAUGAUGGAAGAAGUCAGAGUUAAACCUGAUAUCGUCACAUACAGUCAUCAGAUGAAUGCCUGGGGCUCAAUGGGUAAUAUGACUAAAUGCAUGGAUAUAUUUCAUAAAAUGUUGCAGGCAGGAAUAGCACCUGAUGCUCAGGUUUAUAGCAUUCUUGCCAAAGGGUAUGUUAGAGCAAGAGAACCUCAUAAAGCAGAAGCCCUUCUUGCUGAAAUGGAAGAAUUUGAUAUUCAGCCUAAUGUGGUAACCUUCACCACCAUCAUCAGUGGUUGGUGCAGUGCUGCUAAAAUGGAUAAUGCGAUGCGAAUCUUAGCCAAAAUGCACGAACACGGAGUCUCUCCCAAUAUAAAAACGUUUGAAACACUUAUAUGGGGUUAUGGAGAGGCAAAGCAGCCAUGGAAGGCAGAAGAGAUUCUCCAGAUGAUGAGAGAUGCCGGGGUGGUUGCAGGAAUUAACAGUAUUGUUCUUGUUGCUGAAGCCUGGAAAGCUGUUGGAUUGCAGAAUGAGGCGAGCAGGAUAUUGAAAUCCUUCGAUGAUCGAGAAUCGAGAUUUUUAAAUGAUUAUCCGUCGAAGAACUCAGAAAUGGUUCAUCAGAAACAAAAUUUGGUCA
This is a messenger RNA of Phalaenopsis equestris, 1800 nucleotides long. Its product is annotated as pentatricopeptide repeat-containing protein At5g25630-like. Gene Ontology annotation, molecular function: protein binding. The record is from RefSeq and is a predicted model, not a curated record. NCBI's taxonomy places the organism in Eukaryota, Viridiplantae, Streptophyta, Magnoliopsida, Asparagales, Orchidaceae.